Messenger RNA from Linum trigynum, 273 nucleotides. Lineage: Eukaryota; Viridiplantae; Streptophyta; Magnoliopsida; Malpighiales; Linaceae. The record is from the annotation of a GenBank genome assembly.
AUGGCGGCUUGGCUAUUUGCCACGGUUCUGGCCGCCGUCGCUGCUGUGUGGAAGAUCUGGCAACUGUUCCAACAAGUGGUCUGGCGACCGUACGUCGUCACCAAGAGGCUCCGACGAGAAGGCGUGCGGUGCCGGCCGCACUCCUUCGUUUCCGGGUCCAUGGAGGAAGUAAAGAGGCUUCAGUCAAUGAAGUGUGCAGAUUUCCGAUUGAGUUUUUGGGCUAGGGAUUUCAAAAUUAGUAGGGAUAUGAGGAUUUUAAGGUUUGGGAAUUAA